AUGAAAGAUGAGGCGGGGGAAAGAGACAGAGAAGUGAGCAGCCUGAGCAGCAAGCUCUUGAGCCUGCAAGUCGACAUCAAGAAUCUACAUGAUGUUUGCAAGAGACAGGGGAAGACCUUGCAGGAGAAUCAGCUCUGUGUGGAGGAGGCGAUGAUGAACAGCAUCCACAAUAAGAAGCAUGUAUUAACAUUCCAGGAAUCACAGAUGGAGUUUGGGGCCAAUAAACAGUGUCACCUGAGACAACUCCAGCAACUCAAGAAAAAAUUGCUGGCCCUUCAGCAAGAACUGGAGUUUCGCACGGAGGAGUUGCAGACAUCUUACUGUUCCCUCCUGCAGUAUCAGUCUGUCCUAGAGAAGCAGACUUCCGACCUGGUUCUUCUUCACCAUCACUGCAAAUUGAAAGAAGAUGAGGUGAUUCUGUAUGAGGAGGAAAUUGGAACGCAUUCUGUAAACACAGGGAAGAAGCUCCAUUUGGCACAGGAGAAACUCGCCUUGGCCGGGGACAAGAUUGUCUCCCUAGAAAGAAGCUUAAACCUCUACAGGGAUAAAUACCAGACUUCCCUAAGCAACAUUGAGUUACUGGAAUGUCAAGUGAAGAUGUUGGAGGGGGAACUCAGCGGGAUUGUCAGUCAGGAACCUGAGAACAAGGGCGAUUAUUCAAAGGUUCGUAUAUACACUUCUCCCUGCAUGAUUCAAGAACAUCAGGAGACCCUGAAACGACUCUCUGAAGUCUGGCAAAAGGUCUCUGAACAGGAUGAUCUAAUCCAGGAACUUCGAAAUAAGCUAGCCUGCAGUAAUGCUUUGGUUCUGGAGCGUGAGGAGGCGUUGAUAAAAUUACAAGCGGACUUUGCUUCUUAUACAGCCACCCACCGGCAUCCUCCUAGCUCCUCGGAGGAUUGUGAAGACAUCAAAAAGAUACUGAAGCACUUGCAGGAGCAGAAAGACAGCCAGUGCCUGCACGUGGAAGAGUACCAGAACCUCGUGAAGGACCUGCGCAUGGAGCUCGAGACCGUGUCAGAACAAAAGAAAAACAUCAUGAAGGAAAUGAUGAAGUUGGAGCUGGACCUGCACGGGCUGCGAGAGGAGGCAUCUGCCCACAUGGAAAGGAAAGACAAGGAGGUCAUCAUCCUGCAGCUCCGGCUGCAGGAGCUGCAGGCGCAGUUCACUGAGACCCAAAAGCUCGGCUUGCAGAAAGACACGCUCCUCCAAGAGAAAGACGAAAUGCUGCACGAGCUAGAGAAGGAACUGACACAGGUUCAGACAACCCUCCUGAAAAAAGAGAUGGAGUUUGAGAAGCAGCAGCUGAUGACGACAGAACUGGAAAUGGCCCUCCGGGAGAUGAAGCAGCACACAUGCGAGGCGGAGUGCGGGGCCCUGCAAGCCGAGGUGGAGAAGCUGAAGGACUUCCUUGAAAAUACCCAGCAGCAGCAGAGGAUGGCUGCUCAGCAAGCAGCCCAGUACAAAGAGGAGGCCGCUCUGGCAAAGACGAACCUGGAGGACUGCCAGAGGAAACUGCAGAACUGCGUUCUCAUGGAGAAGCAGAAGGCCGACACCAUCCAGGAGCUGCAGCGAGAGAUCCAGAAGCUGCAGAAGAAUUCCCAGACAGCUGGGGAGGAACUUGCACCCAGCAGGAAACGGAUAGAGGAGCUGACAUUCGAACUCUCUGAGGCCGUGAGGAAGUUUGAAAUUUCAGAGAAGGAAAAGAGGCAGUUUCAGAAGACAGUGACUGAGCAGGAAAUGAAACUAAAUGAACAUAUAGAUCGUAUCAAAACCCUACAGCACCAGCUCAGAGAGCUAACCAGCGCCAAAACCACUCUAGAAGAGGAGCUGAAGGAAGUAACAAGGUUACUAGAAGAGAAACGGGAACAAUUGAAAAAAAGUAAAGAACGGGAAACGGUGGUGGAGGCCGAGAUUGAGACACUCCGACAGGAAUUAAAAAAAAAAGAAAAGACGUCAAAGGAGGCUUUACAGAAGUUGGAGGAGGAAAAUGAGAAUAACAAAGCACGGGGUCAUAGAUUUUCUACACAACUGGAGUCCGCUCUCAGCAAACAGAACGCCUCCCAGAAAACCAUCGAAGAACUGACCAAUGAGGUAGCCUCUCAGAAGGAGACCAUAACGAGUCUGCAGGCCCAGCUGGAGAGGGCGAAGCAGAAAGAGCAGCAGUUUAAGCAAACCACGGUCAGUAAAGAAGUCUAUGAGGAACUAUCCCGGAAGUCAGCUGCCUGCCAAGACGACCUGACGCAGGCUCUCGAGAAGCUCAACCACUCGAUCUCAGAGACCAAGAGCCUGCACCGAAGCUUGAUGCAGGCCCAAGAUAGGAAAGUUCAGCUGGAAGAGGAGAUCAUGGCUUAUGAGGAGAGGAUGAAAAAGCUCAACAUGGAAUUAAAAAAACUUCAAGGCUUCCAUCAGGAGAGUGAGAUAGAGGUACACGCCUUCGACAAGAAGCUGGAGGAGAUGAGCAACCAAGUGCUGCAGUGGCAGAAGCAGCACCAGUGUGACCUCAAGAUGCUGGCCGCUAAGGAAGAGCAGCUCCAGUCCUUCCAGGAAGAAAUGACCACCCUGAAGGAGAACCUCCUUGCCGACGAGAAGGAUCCCUGCUGCCUGCCCCAGCGGUCUGUGCUCAAAGAUCCCUGCAGGAUGCACCGAGAAAAUGAUCAGAUCAUGACCAACAUGGAGCAAUGGGCAAAAGAGCAGAAGGUCGCCAAUGAGCAACUAGGAAACAAGCUCCGUGAACAGGUCAAAUACAUUGCCAAGCUGACGGGUGAAAAGGACCACCUCCACAAUGUGAUGGUCCAUCUGCAGCAGGAAAACAAGAAGCUGAAGACCGAGAUCGAGGAGAAGAAGCUGAGAUCCGAGCGCCAGAGGUUAUGUGCGAAAGCGCUGAGCCCAUGCAAAACAGAGCCCACACACAGGAAAAUGUAUGGCAUCUCGGACUGGAGGGGGGCGACCCAGAGAAUGGAUGUCACCAAGUUUGUCGGGACUCCGCUCUGCUCAGGUAUGUCCCCCAUUCGUCUUUUGUUGCUUAUUGUGAUGCUGUCUUAG
Messenger RNA from Pipistrellus nathusii (Nathusius's pipistrelle), 3042 nucleotides. The record is from the annotation of a GenBank genome assembly. Lineage: Eukaryota; Metazoa; Chordata; Mammalia; Chiroptera; Vespertilionidae.